AUGCGCACGACGGGCGCGACGAACAUCAACGAGCACUCCUCGCGCAGCCACAGCAUCUUCACGAUAUUCAACCACGAGCGGGGCUCGAAGCUGAAUCUCGUCGACCUCGCAGGGUCGGAGCGGAACAAGAAGACGCAAAACGUGGGGCAGCGGUUUCGUGAGAGCAUUGCCAUCAAUGGCGGGCUGCUGGCGCUCGGAAACGUCAUCCGCGCACUUAGCCGCAACCAUUUUCAGUGCCCCGACAACCCACGCCACGUGCCGUACCGCAGCAGCAAGCUCACACGUCUUCUGCAGGACUCUCUCGGCGGCAACAGCAGCACACUGCUUAUCGCAUGUGUUGCGGCCGAUUUGGAAAAUAGCGAUGAGGCGACGCGCACUCUCCAGUACAGUGCACUUGCUAUGCACAUAUUGAACGAGCCACUCCCGCAGUUUGACGAGGAGGUAGCGGCGACGGCUGCUGCUGCUGCGGCUGCAGCUGCCGAUCAUAGCAACGGAAGCCGUUGCGUCGAAGGUGUUACUUGUGACGACAGCUUUGAAGUGGCGGAUCUGCGACAACAGGUAGCAGCGCUACAGGACCAGGUUCAAAGGUGCCACCAGGAGCUUCGGAAUGACAAGAAGGUGUUCGCGCAACAGAUCAAGGACAUGCGGCUCUUGUUGGAGGAUAAUGAGUUGCUGAGGCGGCGAGUGGCAUUUCUUGAGGGCCGCCCUGCCACCUCGGGCUGCGAGGUCAUGGAAUUGAACAUGGAUGGAUGGCGUCAGAGGCAGGAACAGCGGCAAAAUAAUCAAGAAGGACACCAAUGCCAGCCGCAGCAGCAACGACAGUGGUGGAGCACAGAGACCCUACCGCCCAACCCGAAUUACGUCCAGGAUUCCCUGCAACUACGCGGCAUACAACCCCAGCAGGGUGACCGCGAUGCCACGGGGCAGCAGAAGAUCCCCCCACCACACGGUGCUGUCUGGGGUGAUGGGGAAAGGGCGAUGGGCAGGGGAAAUGAGUUGAAACAACAACAACAACACCAGCAGCAGCAGAAAGAUUAUGUGAAGACGACACUUGCUUUCAAUAGGUACAGCGAGGCGGUGGCGUCAGUGCCAGCGGCAGAGCGGCCAACGAGUGGUGACAACGGCGGCAGAGACGGGUUGGGCGGCGUGGAUGGAACAGUGGCAGCGCGGGAGGAGCAGCUCAGCCUUUUGGCGAAGGAGGCUCUCUACUACCAGAGUAGCAACAGUGAGCUGCGCCGCCGUCUCCGGAGUCUGCUUGCAUUGUACGAAGCCCAGCAGCGGGAGACGGCCAUGCUGCGCCUCGAGGUCAACCAGAUAGAGCAACUCUUUGCCGGCGCACCGCACGCUUAG
Molecule: messenger RNA, 1350 nt
Organism: Trypanosoma grayi
Lineage: Eukaryota; Euglenozoa; Kinetoplastea; Trypanosomatida; Trypanosomatidae
Product: putative kinesin
Exons: 1
Coding region: 1-1350 (449 amino acids)
Biological process (GO): microtubule-based movement
Molecular function (GO): ATP binding; microtubule binding; microtubule motor activity
Source: RefSeq, a predicted model, not a curated record